AUGGCUGUUGCAACACACGCCAACCGCCAUGAUGCUGGUCAAAGCUCCGCCUCGACUUCCACAUCCGCAUCCGGUCAACCAUCAGCAGCACGCAGCAGCAGCGAAUCGAGCUUCAGCGCUUUUGCUCGAGUGUUGCAAGCUUGCAAGGAUCUUGAGCCUGCCGCUAGGGUAGAUGCGGACAAUGGAACUGCGCUUCUGUUCGCAGACGUCUGCUCUGGACUAGGCGAAGAAGCUCUCGACGAUGCAGGCUACGUCGCACGCCGUCAAGAUCAGAGUCUGGAAGACGACGACCGAGCAGCAUGGGAGUUGGAACAAAACACGUGGAGACUGGUGCACAUGCUCACGGCAGAGCGAUUGCAAAGGGCCGAUCGCAAAGCGCGAUCUGAAUCCGACGAGCGAAACAAGGAUGUUAUACAGGCAUACGAAACACCGCUUGCCGCGAUACAGAACAUCUUUGAACGAGACGAGCACCUCAACGAGCUCAGAAUCAUCCGCGAAUGGCUGCAAGAAACACUGGCUCCGAAACACAUUGUCGAAGUGCGCAAGGGCUACCUCGCCUUCACCAAGAACCGGGUCCGUGCUGAAAAGCGAGCCAGUGUAGGUGGAGGGGCUACCUCGAGCGACGGACGCAGGUUGACGUUUGGCUCUGCAGCUAGCUCGAGCUUUGCACCCAAAAACCGCGGCAAAGCUGUCAAGAACCUGGAUCCAGAUGCCGUUUCGCGCGGAGAGGGCGGUCUCGAGCUUGAGGACACCACAUACGAGAAAGCACUACUUCGCACGCUUUUCGAAUACGCAAGAGCAGGACGCCUGGAUGCUGCUUUCGAUCUCUGCCAUCAGACUGAUCAGAGCUGGAGGGCAGCGACACUCCGAGGUGCCAUGCUCUAUCACGAUCCAGCCGUCAGCCUCGACUUGCAAGACAUUGACCGCGUCGUCGGCAACCGUAAUCGACCACUUUGGAAGUCAGCAUGCAGAAAGCUAGCCUCCAAUCCAAAUCUGGACGAGUUCGAACGUGCACUUUACGGCUCGCUGGCCGGAGACCUUCCUUCGGUAGCUAACGUUAGUCAGAGCUGGGAAGAGUUCCUCUGGGCUCAUGUCAACGCCAAGCUUGAAGCUGCAGUCGAUCUCAAGCUAGACGAGAGACACAGCUGGUGGAGCCAGGAUGCAGAUGUCGAGCUGUUCGGCGAUGGAGAGCAUGGCGCUGUGAAGCUUGCACUUAGCGCUUCAUCGGCAACUUCUGCCGCCGCCACAGCAGCUAUAUCCGGCGGUGCGACCGACGCAGGGAACGGCGCAACAACAAAGGGAGAGGUCCAGCUCGGCUCAUUGAAUGGCGUCUUCGACAAACUUAGUCAAACGCAAUCGCACGGCAUCCAUCUACAGGCCAACAACCCAUACCGACUGGUGCAGAGGAGCAUUGUUUCGAACAACCUACCGGAACUUUUCAAUCGCUUCUCAGACAAUCUUGGAGAUAUGCAGGCUGCUCUGGAACCACCGACAUUCGCACGGCUCCUGCGCUUCUUCGCGCACCUCAUCCUCUACCUCCGUUUGCUGUCGAUCCCUCUGCCAGACUUUGCCUGUAACGCAAUACUGUCGUGCUACGUACAAGUGCUAGAGGCGGCGGGUGAGACAGAUCUGGUGGCAAUGUACGCAAGCUCGCUCGAACCGCAGUCAGCCACGAGGAGCUACGCCAACUUCUUGCGAUCUAUGGAUGUCAAUGCAAGCCGCGAAGCUAAGGCGCAUGCUUUGCGCCAGGCCGAGCAACACAACCUCGACUUGGCGGCAGUGGCAAGAUGCACCGUUGACAUUGUCUUUGACGAGCUCUUCGGAACCAUUCUUUCGGACUUUGACGAAUCGGCUGGAUUUGGUGGAGCGCUCAAGUCGAGAGCAGGGCCGGGUAAGCUGGACGCUAUCAAGUUUGAUGUUCGUCUCGAUGCCAACGAAGAAGCGCUCAUCCGAGCCAUCGACUGGCUUACUUUUGACCCGACGACAUACGUCGAUGCCAUGACACAGUCGAAUGCGCUGACUCGACUCUUCCUGUCAACCGGUCGAUUGCAUGCCGCCAAAGUGCUGCGUGACCGCAUGCCAACUGAGGUAUUGUCCAGCAUCGGGGAGCUCCCACUGCCCGUGGACCAGAGCAUCGAGCGCACAGGCUGGGACACGUUCUUCACCGCUUUGGAAGCUCACGUUACUUACAAGCACUUCUGGACCACGCGACCUGCCGACGUGGUCAAGUCGAAAGGCGAAGCCGGAUCCAACAUUCGCACAGGUGGCUUGUCGAAGCUAGAAGGUAUGAACUGGGUCAAAGCUCUGAGGCAGGUGAUUGAGCAAGCUCGUGAUCUUGAUCUGCUCUUGCUGCAACGAGACUGGCUCAAGAUCCCUCUCAGUGGGACUGGAGGCGGACUGGAGACAGAGAGAAGAGCACGUGAACUGUUCGACAUUCGUCAAACAUACAUCCCCGAGAUCGUGUUCCGAUUGCACGAUAUGCUGGUCGAGUCUUGGAGCGCCAUCCCGACGAACCUCAACAUGGCGUUGCGACUAUCAGAGAUUGUUGCCGACGAGCGACACAAGAUCUACCUCGAGUUCAUUCAAGGCAACUCGCAGAAUCUGCUUCAAGACUAUUUACAGCGUGUCCGCGAAGCUUCGUUGCUCCUUCUCGAGGAUGGAGGAGACGUCUUUGAGAAGGCCACAGAGUCGUAG
Molecule: messenger RNA, 2694 nt
Organism: Ustilago hordei
Lineage: Eukaryota; Fungi; Basidiomycota; Ustilaginomycetes; Ustilaginales; Ustilaginaceae
Product: putative nucleoporin
Exons: 1
Coding region: 1-2694 (897 amino acids)
Biological process (GO): regulation of DNA-templated transcription; protein import into nucleus; mRNA export from nucleus
Cellular component (GO): nuclear pore; nuclear pore outer ring
Molecular function (GO): structural constituent of nuclear pore
Source: RefSeq, a predicted model, not a curated record